This is a messenger RNA of Scomber scombrus (Atlantic mackerel), 957 nucleotides long. Its product is annotated as methyltransferase-like protein 27. Gene Ontology annotation, molecular function: S-adenosylmethionine-dependent methyltransferase activity. The record is from RefSeq and is a predicted model, not a curated record. The transcript is spliced from 5 exons. Lineage: Eukaryota; Metazoa; Chordata; Actinopteri; Scombriformes; Scombridae. The coding region runs from base 90 to 668 and encodes 192 amino acids.
UCUUCCUGCCGUCAUGUGACAGUCUGACAUCACAGGAAACCGUCCAAUUAUACGACAGCUGUGCAGACAGCUACGAACAGUCCUUCCACAUGAUGAGCUACAACGCUCCACAGCUGGCCGUCGACUUCCUGAACGCUCACUUCCUCCCCAGCAGGGAGGACGCACUGGUGCUGGACGUGGCCUGUGGGUCCGGACUGGUGGCUAAACUGAUGUCUGAGUUGGGCUUUAAGCUGUUUGUAGGAGUCGACGGCAGUAAAGGAAUGUUGGAGCAGGCUGGUGUUACUGGUCUCUAUCAGGACCUCAGACUGGCUUUACUGGGAAAACAACCUCUGCCUGCUCAGCCCGGCCGGUUUGACGUGGUGAUCAUCGUGGGAGCUUUAGGAGUUGGCUUUGCUCCGGUCAGCAUCAUCAGAGAGCUCUGCCAAGCUGCCAAACCAGGAGGUUACGUGUGCAUGGCGAGGGGCCAGCACACGGGCCCGGCAGCAUCCAGGUACCAGCAGGUUCUGGAGGAGGAGCUGCAGAGGAUGGAGGAGGAAGGACUGUGGAGGAGAGCAGGAGUCCAGCUGACCGACCGCUACAUGAAGGAGCCGCCUAGUGUCUGCGGGAAAGAGCAGAGUCACUUCAUCAGUGGCUGUGUUUACCUUUACCAGAAGACCCCUGACCCCUGACCUCUGACCCCUGACCUCUGACCCCUGACCUCUGACGCCUGACCCCUGACCCCUGACCUCUGACCCCUGACCCCUGACCUCUGACGCCUGACCCCUGACGCCUGACCCCUGACCUCUGACCUCUGACCCCUGACCUCUGACGCCUGACCCCUGACCUCUGACGCCUGACCCCUGACGCCUGACCCCUGACCUCUGACCUCUGACCCCUGACCUCUGACGCCUGACCCCUGACCUCUGACCUCUGACGCCUGACCCCUGACGCCUGACCCCUGACCUCUGACCCCUGACC